CGGUGAUCCAUUGAUUGUCCUAAUAUUUUAAUUUUAAUUGUGCGUUUAUUACUACACAUCGAUUAGACGACUCUGUGCCCUCACUCUCCGCUCCACGAACACCCAAUCUGUAAUCUGUGUCUUUGCUUUCCCUUUUCGGGACGAUCAAAUCGGCCUAUAUUUCCUCCCAGGAAACCCCAUCCGCCCUAAACGUCGGGCAGCAACAGCGAUCAACCAUGACGCUUGGCUCAGCAGGAUCGAGUGUCGUGGUACCUCGCAAUUUUAGAUUGCUGGAGGAACUUGAGCGUGGAGAAAAAGGUAUUGGAGAUGGGACAGUGAGUUAUGGUAUGGAUGAUGGAGAUGAUAUCUACAUGCGUUCCUGGACAGGCACUAUUAUUGGUCCCCAUAAUUCUGUACAUGAAGGGCGUAUAUACCAGUUGAAAUUGUUCUGUGACAAAGAUUACCCAGAGAAGCCUCCCAGUGUUCGUUUCCAUUCACGAAUCAACAUGACUUGCGUGAAUCAUGAAACAGGAGUGGUUGAUGCAAAGAAGUUUAAUCUUCUCAUGAAUUGGCAGAGAAACUAUACCAUGGAAGACAUACUGACACAGCUGAAGAAGGAGAUGGCAGCUCAGUAUAACCGCAAACUGGUCCAGCCACCGGAGGGCACAUAUUUCUAGUAUAGCCUACUAAGUCAUACGACUGUGUGUGUGGAUCUGUAAUUCUGUGUCAUAUGGGCAACAUUGAAGUUUCUAUGGGGAGGCAAAUGCCCUGGUACUUUGCUUAUCAUGGCUACUUGACUCGCACACCCUCCACCCCCUUCUAGUUUCUCUCAACAAAUUUACAGGAUGCUCAUUGCUGUACUGUUUGGUUAAUUGGAAAUUUCUGUGUGCUGAACAAGAUCUACAUUGAAUGAGUCAUUUUAUUAUCAUUUCUUAGUUUUUCAUGUCUUUCCUUCCCUCUUUCAUGGGGCACUAGAGAUCAAUGGCACAAAUGAGUAAAUGACUAGUCCCUCA
This is a messenger RNA of Cuscuta epithymum, 992 nucleotides long. NCBI's taxonomy places the organism in Eukaryota, Viridiplantae, Streptophyta, Magnoliopsida, Solanales, Convolvulaceae. The record is from the annotation of a GenBank genome assembly.